UUUACACGCAUCUUAGUAAUCAGUUUACUCCAGAUGCGAUUUCGGCCAAUAAAUCUAGUCGCUCAUCACACGCAUUACGAUGUUAGGCUAACUUACAAAUGGGUCUCAAACCUGAAGUACUUCGAAAAUGGAAUGACUGUCUUUCAAGGUCGUUGUGCGAAAGAGAGGCAACUUCGGUUUCCACUUAUAAUCAUGAGUCUUUCGGAAGAUGAAUCUACUUCAGAUGAAGAAUAUAUCCCUCCAGUUAAAGCUUCUAAAUUGGAAGAAGACUCAGAAAGCGAAUAUAGCGAUGAGUCAGAAUCAGGAGAUUCAGACUGUAUUAGUGGUAAAAUCAUUCCCUCCCUAGAUCUGUCCUUAGAUAGUUUAACCAGUCAGUCAAGUAAAAAACGUCCUGCUAAAAGCUGAUUAUUUAGGAACUCGAAAAAAUCCAAGAUUACCGACUGUUCACCGCUUUCCACUACCGAGGAUGUGAAAGCCUACGAAGAUAAAGUGUGGAACGAGUUUCUAAAGUCCGAUAGUACCGAGAAAUCUGUAAGCACAGUUUUCCACGAAUAACACAUUAAAGAAUAGCACUGAAAAAGUAAAUGUUGUAAAAAAGUAUCAGUUUGCUGGGGAGGAAGUUGAGUAAGUUCAUGAGAAUAUCUCAUAUAUAGUAUUUCACUUCAAUGUUUUCCCGUAUGUACGUUUAUUGACGGGUGACUUUAAUAAUGUGCAUUCCACCAUGUUAACAGAGUCGUGUCUAAAUUUUGAAGUUACCUUUAAAGCGUAGCGUAUUAUAGGCCUGUGAAGCAGUGGCCUAUUAAGUAUUAGAAGCUAAGUUUUUUAGUUCCUUUCUCCAUUACUCAUUAAAAUGAACUUUACGACGAAUGCUAUAUAGCAUAUGCUGUUUAUUAGUAAGUUGUCUAAACAUUUUCCAAAAACAUGGACAUACGAAGUCACUUGCUUGUGUGAUGUUAAGUCUUUCGGAGGCACAAAUCGUAGAUUACAUUUUUAAUGGUCGACAAUUUGCUUCCAUCGUACUUUCAGUUAUAUGUGGUCAGUAGUGCCAAAAGUUAACAAAGCUUAUCAUGUCUCGAUCUGGUCUGAUUAUUAUUAUUUCUUGUAUUCAUGAUGUUUUAAGCCAAGUCUGUGAAAAUCAGCAACAUCCAGAUACGUAGUGCAUUGUGCUAGACUUCAAUCAUUUCUAAGUAACGUUUCUUGAUUAGGUAUACAUCACUGAGGCUAGACACUCGUUUAAAUCACCAGCCUGUUCAUACAGUGACUAAGAUUGUCAAACGAUAGCUGUUGGAUACUACUAGUACUAUGAGAAAGUAGAUACAUUACACUGUAGUUUUAUUAGUUGUUCAUAAUAGCUUAUGCUACUGACUACCAAUUUACUGAGUUUGUAAUGAAAAUAUUGUUGAAAUUUGAUUCCACGUUGAUAGUAGAUACAGACUACUUGGUUGGGGUCCGCGUGACUAUCGUAACCAAUGGUUGGAGACUAUGUGACAUGGCUCGGAAUCGAUCACAAUGGCAUAGGUGUAUACACUCUUUGUCUUUGAACUAUGAAAUUAAAAUCGCGUCAUAUUUUUCUUCCUACGAACUAAUUCUUCCUGUACUAUGUCUUUAUAUGCAAUCUUUCUUUUAU
Molecule: messenger RNA, 1627 nt
Organism: Schistosoma guineensis
Lineage: Eukaryota; Metazoa; Platyhelminthes; Trematoda; Strigeidida; Schistosomatidae
Source: the annotation of a GenBank genome assembly